Dovyalis caffra is the source of this 612-nucleotide messenger RNA. NCBI's taxonomy places the organism in Eukaryota, Viridiplantae, Streptophyta, Magnoliopsida, Malpighiales, Salicaceae. The record is from the annotation of a GenBank genome assembly.
AUGCUGAAUGCAUUUGUUAAUUUGUUAGGCCUGAAUCGAAGUACACGGACAGAAUCCACAAGGAAAAGAGAACUGGAAGGAGCUCCUAUAUCAGUGGCCUUACACAUACAGUCGAGAGAUAUUUGUGUCAGGAUAGUUCAUCCUGGUGGAAGAGAGGAGCUGUAUCAAUCUGCAGUUCCUGCGUCUCAGUUAAUGGAAAAGUAUCCUGGAACAUGCGUUGCCCUUCCAGGAGUUUUCAAAAAUCCCCAGGAAUCUCUAUUAUGGCCAGAUGAAAAAUUGUUGCCUGGUCACAAAUAUCUUAUAAUUCCAUCCACCACCGCUCGGAAAUUGACUCGUAAACAAAUGGGAAGCGUAAAAGUAAAAGGAUUUGCAGAAGGUAAAAAUGAGAUAAUUGAUGCGAAUAUCACUUGGGAUGCGAGCAGAGAUAUUUCCGAGGAAUCUGUAGGUUCUGCGAAAGAUUUCUAUAUGUCCAAGGAUAGGUGGCCAAGAUAUAAAGCAAAGAGGACUGUCAAAGCAAAGAAGCCUUUUGUACCCCCACUUCCUAAGGCAAGGUCUUUCCGGGGAUUAAGCUGGGAACCCAGCUUGACUUCUGUACAAGAAGUGUCUCCAUGA